Molecule: messenger RNA, 1041 nt
Organism: Leptosia nina
Lineage: Eukaryota; Metazoa; Arthropoda; Insecta; Lepidoptera; Pieridae
Source: the annotation of a GenBank genome assembly
AUGUUUCCGAGAAUACAAGGAUUGUUUCAUUCGGUGACUGACAAGAGAACACAGAACAAUGAAUGCGGCGAGAACAGUGUGACCAUCGUCACAGAAAAGAAGAUAGAAGAUGAUACCUCAGACUCUUCUAGCAGUGAAAAUGUUGAAAUAGAAGAUAAAUCGUUGCCGUUAGUGGAAACAAAUCUAGAUGUAAACCAGUCUGAAGAAAGCCACACAGCGCAGUGUUCUUGUCCGAAUUGCGACGAGGUGCUGUCCAGAUAUUCUGAAUGCAGUAUUUGCUUGGAACCGUUACAAUGUUGCGGUCCAUGCGUUUGCCCUUGGUGUGGUGGGGUCUGGUGCAACCGUUGCUCCCGUAGGAUGACAAGAUGUGCCUGGUGUCGUGGGGCACUUCGGACGCCCGCAACGCCUUGUCUAGCACUACAGCGUCUGAUCAAUGAUCUCAUGCUUCCUUGCAGAAAUUAUAGACGAGGCUGCACCGAACUCUUAACAGCAAACACGAGAUCUAAACACGAGGAAGAGUGCAAACACGACACAAUGGUGUGUCCCAUAACCCCAACCUGCUGUUCCAUACCCUUCGAAGAACUAUCAGCUCACCUCCAAUCAACGCAUAACAUCAUAGCGGUGUACUCUCAAAAGAUCAAGAUCUUAAUUGAGAACUUCCAGACUAAGUUGAAGAAGACGGCCUGCUGCCGAACAAAGUAUAAGAUCAUACUCCUCUAUCAGAAAAGCGCUUUCAUAAUCAAGGUCUGCAUCUACAACUACCACGUAAAAGUUGAAGUGAUGAGGAGGAAACUCGGGCACAUAGCUGACGCUAAAUCGGAGACGAAGAAGAGCGACUACUGUGCCUUAAUAGAGUUUCAGAGCAACUCGCUAUGCACCAAAUCAGCUAUACUAAUAGAAAACGAAGCUUAUAGUAAAAAAGCUGAAGUGCAAUGGAGUGAUAUUGUUUUGAAAUCUGAGAACGAUGAAGCAAUAACGAUACACGUCAAUAUUGGAAAAGCUGAUGGCGAUCCCAAUGUUAAAGAAAUUGCUGAGACGUGA